Molecule: messenger RNA, 678 nt
Organism: Epithele typhae
Lineage: Eukaryota; Fungi; Basidiomycota; Agaricomycetes; Polyporales; Epitheliaceae
Product: orotate phosphoribosyltransferase
Exons: 2
Coding region: 1-678 (225 amino acids)
Biological process (GO): pyrimidine nucleotide biosynthetic process; pyrimidine ribonucleoside biosynthetic process; 'de novo' pyrimidine nucleobase biosynthetic process
Cellular component (GO): cytoplasm
Molecular function (GO): orotate phosphoribosyltransferase activity
Source: RefSeq, a predicted model, not a curated record
AUGGCCCUCAAAACAUAUCAGACAGAACUCAUUGAACAUGGCAUGGCCGCCGGUGCGCUCAAGUUCGGCAGUUUCACCCUGAAAUCUGGCCGCCUUUCACCCUACUUCUUUAACGCCGCCCUUCUCGCCUCGGGCCCCGUUCUCGACACCCUUUGUUCCGCGUAUGCUACGACCAUCGCUGGGGCGCUCGCAUCUGGGGCACUGCCCGAGUUCGACGUCCUCUUCGGCCCCGCAUACAAGGGCAUUCCCUUUGCGGCCGGUGCCGCGCUCCUCCUCCAUCGCGAGCAUCAGCUCAGCGUCGACUUCGCGUACAACCGCAAGGAGGCCAAGGACCACGGUGAAGGCGGCAUCACCGUUGGCGCGCCCAUCGCUGGCAGGCGGGUCCUCAUCCUCGACGACGUCGCGACUGCGGGGACCGCGAUCCGUGGCGCGAUCGACAUCGUCAAGCGCGAGGGUGGCUCCGUGGUGGGCGCUGUGCUCAUGCUCGAUCGUCAGGAGGUUGGGAAGGACGGGCGCAGUACUAUCGCCGAGGUCGAGGAGCUCGUCGGAGGCAAGGGCCGCGUGCCGACCAUCCUGCAGAUGACCGACCUUAUGCAGUGGCUUCGGGAGCACGGCCGCCUAGCAGAACUCGGGGAGAUGCAGGAAUACUGGGAGAAGUACGGUGUGAAGGAGGACUGA